This is a messenger RNA of Spodoptera litura, 4293 nucleotides long. It is a transcript of the gene mAChR-A, whose product is annotated as muscarinic Acetylcholine Receptor, A-type. Lineage: Eukaryota; Metazoa; Arthropoda; Insecta; Lepidoptera; Noctuidae. The record is from RefSeq and is a predicted model, not a curated record. Gene Ontology annotation, cellular component: dendrite; synapse; plasma membrane. Gene Ontology annotation, molecular function: G protein-coupled serotonin receptor activity; G protein-coupled acetylcholine receptor activity. Gene Ontology annotation, biological process: adenylate cyclase-inhibiting G protein-coupled acetylcholine receptor signaling pathway; chemical synaptic transmission; G protein-coupled receptor signaling pathway, coupled to cyclic nucleotide second messenger.
CCCGCCGAUCACAUCGGACCCCUAAAAGCCUGAUAUGAGUGACGUUGAGUGGUGUGCGUAGUGUUAGUGUGAUGGUACGCGCGUGAGUGACGCUAUGGCCGCGCGCUCGCUGGAGCCCGGCCACCACCGACUAUGUGCGGCGUCCUAGGCGAGAGCGCGCUCGGUCGGCGCUCGAGGCGGGGCGCGGGUGUCCCCGCGGGCGGCGGUUCGCCCAGUUGACAGCAUGCUCAUCGCGUUCAAUGACUCGGCCAACCUCACUGACUUGGCGCUCGGCACCGACCUCCCCACCAGCCCCUACAGUCUCGCGCAGAAGAUCAUCAUCGCCAUCAUAGCCAGCGUCCUAUCGGUGCUCACCGUCGUCGGCAAUUCCAUGGUGAUGAUCAGCUUCAAGAUCGACAAACAGCUGCAGACUAUAAGCAACUACUUCUUGUUCUCCCUGGCUGUGGCGGACUUUGCCGUGGGUCUGAUAUCGAUGCCGCUGUACACCAUGUUCACCAUCUACGGUUAUUGGCCGCUGGGCCCACACGUGUGCGACACGUGGCUGGCCCUGGACUACCUCGCGUCCAACGCGUCUGUGCUCAACUUGCUCAUCAUAAGUUUCGAUAGGUACUUCAGUGUGACGAGACCGUUGACGUAUAGGGCUAAAAGGACUACACGAAGAGCGACGAUGAUGAUAGGAGGUGCGUGGGGAUUCAGUUUAUUGUUGUGGCCGCCGUGGAUUUACGCGUGGCCGUACAUCGACGGCGAGCGGAAAGUGCCCCCUCAUGAGUGCUAUAUUCAGUUCAUAGAGACGAACCAGUUCAUUACGUUCGGGACAGCUAUAGCGGCGUUUUAUGUGCCAGUGACUGUCAUGUGUAUACUGUACUACAGAAUAUGGAGGGAAACCAAGAAACGGCAGAAGGAUCUGCCAAAUCUGCAAGGAGGGAAGAAACACGACUCGUCUAAGAGAUCAAAUUCUAGUGACGAGACGAGAGAAGUGGAUGGUCGUGCCAGGUCGGAGUCUGGUGAUGCGGACUCGGUGUACCACGUGAGAGGAGCGCUACACGACCAGCGGUGGAGGGAUAACCAGGCGGCAAACGCUCGUCGUACGCUCCGAGGUUGGGCUGCAGUGAGGGCGUGGUGCGUGGCGUGGUGGCACUCUGGACGUGAGGACGUGGAGGACACGGAGCCUGAGGAGGAACCCUCAGACCCUGGGUACGCCACACCUGUGUCUGUUGAGACGCCGCUACAGAGUUCUGUGUCGAGGUGCACAUCACUGAACGUCAUCAGGGAUCCUUAUGCAUCUCGCGGCGGUGGUUCUAGUGGCUCUGGAGGUGAUGGAGGUACCUCUCCCCUCCGCCGAACUUAUGAGCCACCCUCUAACAUGCCCGCAGCCCGUGACAGUCGUUCUUUGCCUCCUAACACCAGAAUCAACGCUACUACCUCACCUGCACCAAAAUCUGCGUCCGCAGACUCAGUGUACACGAUCUUAAUCAGGCUACCAGACGCUGACACUGAAAGACCAACGAUUAAAAUGAUCACAGAAGAGUCUCCACCCUCUAACACGAGGCCACAUUUCCGACCAACCAGAGGAGACUCAGAGCUCAACCUUCAUCCUGCUGGUCAUCAAGCACUGACCAGAAGAACAUCCCACAUACAGGAUGUUAGAAUCCCUUUGAACGCCAAGAUUAUUCCGAAGCAGUUGGCAGGUAAGGGAUUGACGAAACAGCCGAAGCCAAAGAAGAAAACGCAGGAGAAGAAGCAGGAGACGAAAGCUGCGAAAACGUUGUCAGCCAUCUUACUAUCUUUUAUAAUUACUUGGACGCCUUACAACAUACUGGUGUUGCUGAAGCCUCUCACAGCUUGCACUAAGUGUAUCCCAGACGAGUUAUGGUCCUUCUUCUACGCUCUAUGUUACAUUAACUCUACGAUUAACCCAGUGUGUUACGCUCUCUGUAAUGCGACCUUCAGAAGAACGUACGUGAGGAUUCUGACAUGCAAGUGGCACAAUAGGAAUAGGGAAGCAAUGACUAGGGGUGUGUACAAUUGAAUUGUGAUGAGCUUCGAAGUUUGAAUGAUUGGUCUUGCGACGGUGCCAAAAUGUAAAUUGCCCAAUUUUGGUAACCGUUACGUUUUUGUUAUUGAUGUUACGUAAAGCGAUGUUGGUAAUGGAAAGAAAGUUGACAGUAUUAUGUUUUAAUGUUUAUAAAAAUAUGCAGAUAUUUAAAUGGUUCUGAACAUAGAAAACAAAGAUAAAAACAAUGUGCCAAUGUGUCAAAACUCUCCGUUACCAACAUUGGUACAAUUUAACACAUAACCACCUAGUUUCAAAUAUUCUUCCUAAAUUGUGAACUAAAAUGGACUGCUAAUAAAACGUGGUAUCAUCCAUAUUAAGUGUGAGAAAAUAAUAUUUAUUUUGUUGUCCAUUGAAACGAUUAGUUGUGAAUUUUUAUUUCGAUUAGUGAGUUGACCGUCCCGUCCAUACAUAGUGUAUUAUUUGUAGAUGUAGAUACAUUUGUUUUGAUUUAGUUUCGUGGUUUAAGAAUGUUUUAUAUCGGACGUUGUUUGUGUAGUGCGAGACAUGCUUCGUUAAAACACGAAUAAUAUUUGAAAGGGAUUUACUUCUACUAAAGUAGGUUACAUUUUAAUAAAUAACAAAAAUAUAUCGUGAUGCUUUUCUGAUAGUUUCUUACAAAUCAGUCCAAAUUACAUUUAGUUUGUAAAAUGAAACACCUAACAGUAUUAUAAGAUCCGAUAACAUAAUUCAAUUGAUUUUGUUACGAAGCUAUGCACCACACAAAAACUGCCCGUGUCUUCUCCUGUUAUAAGAAGAAGAAUAAUUUAAUUUUAAAACAAAAAUUAAGAGCAAAAAGUUAAAACGUCAAGAGUAUAUUAAGAAUGAUUAGCGUUAUAGAAAAAGAGCUGAGUAUAACUGCGUUAAACAUUGGUAGUUGUCAGAAUCUAGUCAAAAGGAACCGAUACGAGAAUACGAAGACCACGCUGGAUAUAAAAUUCAGGUUUAAAUAUACAGAAAAGCUGAUCUUACUAAGAUUAUUCGUAAUAGAUUUCAUACUGUAUGAGGUUGAUUUGAUUUACUGCCGAAAGUUGAUGAAGACGAUAUAAUUACUACUUACUACAUACACAGAAACUAAAAUCUGCCAACAUUCAAAUUAUACGGCAACACACAUCGGUCAAAAGAGUAAAAAUUGAAUAACAAUAGUAAUGUUUUUAUGCCAGUGGACACGCGGUAUUAGAUCGUUGUAUACUGCGAAUAAACGCGAUUGUUAAAAUAAAUUCCGACGUUUACUCAAAUAAGGAUCUUAUAAAAUUGAAAUAUAUUUGCAACACUAGAAGUGAAACGUCAAAGGCAAAUGUCAAAUCUCGUAUUUUCGUAUCGGAUCGCUUUGAAGGUGUUACUCUAGUCAGAUAUUUCUCUACAGUGUUCUGGUUAAGGUUUGAGCUUCUAGGAUUAAAAUAUCGACGAAUUUAGAUCACGAACAAUUUUAUUUGCAGUCUUAUAUUGAUUAAUUUAUUUUACUUACAGCUAUCUUUUUCGUCGAAUGCUUCUAACAAAUUUGACAGUUAUAUCCACAGAUAAAAAAUGGUCGAUAUGUUCGAUUUUAAAAUUCGCUUCUGUAAAAGAGGUUUUGCUGUGAACAUUCCUUUUUGACUGAAGCUUCUAGUGCUAUAGUUGCUUCCCAACGAUCAAUGUGUUUUUUUUUACGUAUAAACGAGUGACUCGUAGCGAUCGUAAGUUAGUGUGUAUCUACUUUGUGCAUCUGUGUAUGUCGAACAGUAUUAAGAGAGAGUCCUGAGCCUUUUUUCAAAUAACUGUGUGUUUCGUACCUAAUGUAUUUUAUUUAAGUAAGUUUUAUAAUUAUAGAAAUUCUGAGCAAUACUCAAAACUGUUCUGUAAGGGAUUUAAAUGUUUAUAACGAUAAUUUUAAGAUUUCAAAGAUGACCAUUUAAAAAGAAGUAUUUAAGUAUUUAUAUUUUCUUUGUCGUGAGUAUUCUGUGAUUUCAUUAAAGAUCAACGUGGGAUGUUCGUCUCGGUGUACUAUUGUAAUAUUCAUACAACGAUCUUUUAUCAUACGUGACCCUUUAUUAUUGCAUUGUUUUACCUCACUCUUCUACGAAAAUUUUAUGAAUAUUUCGGAAUCUAUUAUUCCUUUUAAUGUCGUUAAUACUAUCACUAUUGUGAUAACGUUGUGACACACGAAUAGUGAGUUAAAAUGAUCAUUCAAAUUUUAAUUCAUCGCUAAUCUUAUCCGACAACGUUUAACUAUAGUAUAUUUAAAUAUGUGUCAACGUAGA